Brachypodium distachyon (stiff brome) is the source of this 2944-nucleotide messenger RNA. RefSeq lists its product as uncharacterized. NCBI's taxonomy places the organism in Eukaryota, Viridiplantae, Streptophyta, Magnoliopsida, Poales, Poaceae. The coding region runs from base 57 to 2180 and encodes 707 amino acids. The transcript has 8 exons. The record is from RefSeq and is a predicted model, not a curated record.
GCAGUUCGCACGCAGUCGCAGCGGCAAACCCCCACCAUCUCCCGCGCCCCCCAAAAAUGGCGCCUCCCCUAGACGGCCUCACCAAGCUGCUCGCCGAGGUAGCCUCCCGCCUCUCCCGCCCACCCGGCGUCAUCGGAGCCGGCCCCUCUUCCUCCUCCUCCUCCUCGGGCGACUCGCUAUCAGCCUCCAUCUCCUCCCUCGCGGCGGCCCUCAACCCCAGACCCGCCGCCGCCGCCACCGGGACCAGGGUCCUCGACGCCGCGCUCUCCCUCAUGUGCUUCGACCCACUGGAGGUGGAUAGGGCUCGCGUUGAAUGCCUGGUACGCACCAUCACCUCCGCGCUCUCCGCGUCGGUUUCGUGCCGAGUGGUUCGGACCGAUGAUUGCGGCGGCGAGAUGCUCUGCGUUGGGAGCUCCGUAUCGCCCGGGGACUGCCGCGAGCUAGUCAGCUUGUGCGCCUCCCUCGUCGAGAAAUUGGGGGAUCGUGAUGGACAUUCUUAUGAUCUAUUGCACACUGUUGUGAAAACGACGCUGCUAUCUCCUCGUUACCAGUGUCUCUUUCCUUUACCAUAUUACAGAGAAAAUGGGGAGAAAAAAUAUGAAAUGGCUACUGUUGCUGUGGAUUUAACAAGGCAUCCAUCCUACCAAGUGAUCCCUAGUGAUGGUUCAAUCCCGUUGAGGGUCCUUUUGUGGCAUCUCGAUCCAUCAAUUCUAAAGCAUGAUCUUUCAGCGAUGCUACAUGAAGCAAUUACACGGCCCUUCCUCUGCCUGAGAAAAGAAUUACAUGAUCGGAUAGCAUGGCGUGUGAUCAUCAUAUGCUUAGUUUGCUUCCCACCUGCAUUUUUGGAGAUGACAUCACUAUUCCACAGCUGGUUUCUUGCGACGGGUAUGUGUUCUGUGCUAGGACUUUGCACGGCCAUGGUAUCAUCAGUAUUAGACGUUCUUCUCGAGCCAAUGGGGUGGGGAAUAUCCAUGGAAUUGGGACAGAAAUUUCCCUUUACACAUGCUUAUUUCCCAAGCGAGCAUAGUGACUUACUCUCUAUACUAACUGGACCCAUAUCGUGCGGAAGAUUUUUGGAUCUUGUUUCUUAUAUAGAAGCUAUGGUUUAUUCGGGCAAAACAAGAGCUGGUAACUCAAAAUCAUCGAAGGGAACACACUUUGGUAAUAAACAAUUAUCAAAGGGAUUGCUCAAAUUCAAAUAUAGUUCUGCUUGGUCAACAAUAACAAAUUUCCCUAUCUGGUUCAGUUUCGCUGCUGCCUUACUUUUUCACCGGGAAGGUUUUCAAGGUUAUUUAUCAGAAAUAUUAUCAGAGGAGAAAGUUUCUGAAUCAAUAAGUGAUAUCAGUCUUGCGCGGAGGGCAGCAUUUUACCUUUCUUGGGUCUUAUGCCCUUCUAAUGAAGAUGAAUGCCAGAUGCUUGCUAACAAUAUGGUGGAGUUAUCAAAUUCUUGGGCCAGGAACAUCAAAAGCCGGCCCAGCUAUGCAUACCAUACUAGUACUGUAAAUCACAGGAGGAGGCUACGAAUACCCACAGUUGGGGAUACCGAGAAACUUCAUAUGUCAACCAACCCUGUCAGUUCUCUUAUUCAAGAAUUUGAUAAUCGUUGUGUGAACUUCUGUAACCAAACUGCGGUUAGUCAAGUGCAAGACGAACUAUCAGGCUUCCCUCCCUCAUGCAUUAGUUUUCUGCAUCUACAGAUUCCUUUAGGAGUGUUGCUUGUGUCCUCUAGUUGUGUUAAAGAUCAUGAUCAUGACGUGCUUCUGCACUACGCAAGCUCUGGUCUGAUUCUGGAGGCAGAUAAGGUGCAGACAAAAACAAAAGACCAUGUUGGUAAUCAUGGUUUUUCAGCCAGUCGUAGAGGUUUUACUGAAAGAUGGGCUUUAAGUGGUGCAUGUGUAAUCUUUAGUUGGUUUGACGUUAUUGAUGAUAUGUCUGCAGUGAUCUUUGAAUGUGAAGACACAUGUCAACAUUUUGUCAGUGAACUCAGAACCAAGACAAGCCCAUAUUUAAUCAAUUGUGUAAAUUUAGUGCUGAAUGAGGCAGGUCAAGAUAAAGAUUCUGUAAUCGAUCUUCAUGACAGGUUGCUAGAUUGGAAUAAUAAACUGAAAAGUUUUGAUGGUUGUGAGGCAUUCAAAGAUGUUAUCCUUCAACUGAAGAAAAAGGUCCUGCUUCCUUCAUAGCAUGGUCAAGGGGUUUUAUAUAAGUGAUAACGUUCCCUAUUGGAUUGUUGGUCUCUUUUGGCGGUUAUACUACUGACUAUGUUGAGGUGAAACAUAGCCAUUCAGCUCUUGGCCAUUUCUUACCAGGAUUCUGAGGUUACCAGAAGUUCUGUCUGUUCAUGCAGUGCAACCGUGCCAGUAAUUCUGACCAAUUCUACCCUUGUACAUAAUGUAAAGUAACAUCUGUCAGUGUAGAUGGUGUUAACUAACAUCUGUCAGUAUAGAUAGUGUUAACUAACAUCUGUGGAGCAUAAAUUGGGCAAGGCAAACGAGUAAAACACCGCCUUCAAUUCCAAGGAGAUAUUUAUAUUUAUUCUGAGCUACUGCUGGACAUGAUAGAGUAACUUGGGGAUGCACUGUAUCUUUCCUGAUUCUCUUGCUGCUGCACCACUGUUCCUGGGUCAUCUAUUUUUUAUGUGCACUAGAUUGCAGAUAAUGUAGAAGAAAAAUAGUAUCAAAAUGCUUAGAAGUAAAUUCCAUGUAACAAAUCAGACCUAACAAGUAACAGAUAAGACAACAGUUUGAUUUGGUGUGAUGAUGUUAUUUGUGCCCUUGCAAGACUGGAGAAAUACACUUUUGUCUGUUCAGCAGUUUCAGGUGAUUUAGCUCUUACUUUUGUUUUUUUACGAGAUCACACUGUUACCUCUCAUAUAUUGCAACUUUGUUACUCUGCAAUUGGAUAGUAUGAUAGACAAAAGCGACCGAUAUGUUUGCACUUUGCAGCU